Molecule: messenger RNA, 669 nt
Organism: Haliaeetus leucocephalus (bald eagle)
Lineage: Eukaryota; Metazoa; Chordata; Aves; Accipitriformes; Accipitridae
Product: vegetative cell wall protein gp1-like
Exons: 6
Coding region: 64-669 (201 amino acids)
Source: RefSeq, a predicted model, not a curated record
UACAGUUGCCUCGAUGACAGGCUGGAGCCCUCCCACCUCUUCCCGUCCCUGGACCCGAACCCCAUGUUUGACUGUGCCUUUGAUGGGGGUGAGGCCGCCAGCCCUCCCGACCCCCCGUGGGACCAGGACCCCCCCAGCCUCUUCCCUGACCUGCAGGUGAAGUCAGAGCCAGGGUCCCCCACCUCGUCCCACUGCUCCGACUCCUCUGGCCUCUCCUCUGCCUCCGAGCCCCUGGCCUGGGCCCCCAGUCCCCCCGAGCUGGGGGUGAAGACAGAACCAACCCCGCCGCUGCCCUGUACCCCUCCUGAUGCUGCAGGGAAGGCACCGCGGGCCGUAAAGGCAGAGGGGGUCCCCCCCAGCCGCCGGACACCCCCCAUCCAGCCCAAGCCCCCUGGGGGGGCCACUGGGCCUGGGGGGGCUGCCCCAAGCCCCCCCCAGACUAUCCUGCUGCAGCCGCUGCCUGGAGCUGCCCCCUCUCUGCCCACAGCCAUCACCGGUAGGGCUGGGGAGGGACAAGCCCCACAUGCAAGGGAUCAAGCUCCGCCCACCGAUGUGCAAGCCCCGCCUCUCUGGGCAGCAGCUCCACCCUCUGGGCAAGCCCCGCCUCCAUUUGAGGCCCCGCCCUCCACAAGCACUUACCCAGGGAGCCCCGCCCCCUAUUCUCCCUGA